AUGUCCUACUCAACCCAACUAACAGCCUACAUCGACGGCUGGCUCAACACAUUUAUCGAAUCGCCAGACCAAUUCUGCGAUAAACCAAUUCUCAAUUGGAACUUUAUGCCGACGCCUCCGAGCUCAGAAAUUACACGAUCGCCGAAACGGCAACGAUGUAGUGAUGAGCAAGAAGAGGAGGAACAGACGCCUAGACCACAAGCACAAUCACAAUAUCAACAUACGCGUGACGGAGAUGUCUUUGAGGAUCCAGGGCCUUCCAGCCCACCGCGAUUCGCGCUUCCAACUCGACCAUUCUCCAAUGCGCCAAACCUGCCUCCAUCAUCUUCAGCAUCCGGUACAUCUACAUCCCGCUCAUCCAGCCCUGUCAAGCGCAGCACUCUUGGACUUUUAUCCAAGCCUAUCUACUUUACCACCAUAAAACGAACGCAUCUACCGACACAUAUUCACAAAACUUACGACGCUGUCUUCAAUAUUGUAAACAAUAACAGGUUUAUGCCAUCAGCUAUUAGACAGCAGCUUGAAGACAAUGGCGAGGAUGUUUUAGACCAGUGGUUUUUUAAUGACAUGGGCGGGGAUGUUUUCAAGGAGCUUAAAAAAUUGAGCAAGAUUCAAGCCAAGGCUGUGGAAGUACAAGUCGAAGAAGCAUCUGAGGGAACGUGGAAUCUCGAAGUUCACGGGCCAUUGCUGGAACUUGCAUUCAAGCCCUUUUCAAGGUUACGCCGAACGCUUCUCACACACGCAUCUGUCAGCAAGCCAUUUAUCCCACCUACCAGCAAAGGCUCCUACUACCCAGCCACCAAAUCUAAGAUGAUCGACUGGGGGAUUACCAUUUCUCCUCCGGAAGCAAUGGCAGAUCAUAUCAGCCGUUCGAUCAACAGUUUACCAGUGUCUCAACGAAGCAUCAACCAGACGAUAUAUGGGCCUGUUAGAAACAAGCCUGUAGCAUUACCUAUCGAGAUAAAGAUCGCCAGCGGAUCCCUUGAAGAAGCACGUGGUCAGCUUGGCCUCUGGAUAGCAGCGUGGUAUACCAGGAUGAACGCCUUAAAGUCAUCUGGUGAGAGUAUGAUUGCUAUGCCUAUGAUUAUUGUUAUGGAGCAUGAAUGGAAACUUUUAUUUGCUGUUGACCGGGGCGAGUCUAUUGAUAUUGUCGAGAGUUUGUCGAUCGGGCAUACGAUGAACUUGGAGGGUUUAUAUAAGAUUGUUGCCGUUCUGAGGGUUUUAGGGCAGUGGAUGGAGGGGGAGUAUUUAGAGUGGCUAGAGAGAUGGCUUGGUCUGAGUGAGACUCGAGUUGGUUAA
Fusarium sp. VM40 is the source of this 1299-nucleotide messenger RNA. Lineage: Eukaryota; Fungi; Ascomycota; Sordariomycetes; Hypocreales; Nectriaceae. The record is from the annotation of a GenBank genome assembly.